AUCACAGCACAUAUGGAUGCAUGCAGAGCCUAUAGACCCAGCUAGAUACACACUUCCCCUGUUGCUGAGGCUCCUCACGGAGUAUAUCCAGGCAUUUUAACCUGCUAACGGCAAGAAGAAGUGUUCACCACAUAGUUUCAAAGGUCUUCCUACUUGCCACUGUCACCAGGGAAAGCAAAAUGAUCGAAGCCAUAGGGAAUCAGUACAUAGUGGCCAGACCAGUGUAUUCCACAAACACUUUUGGAGAGGAGUUCAAGAAGACGCAGAGACACCACAAGACAUUCCUGGAUCAUCUCAAAGGGUGUUGUAGCUGCUCCUCACAAAGGGCCAAGAAAAUCGCCCUGUCUUUGUUCCCCAUAGCAUCUUGGUUGCCAGCAUACAAGAUAAAGGAAUGGCUUUUGAGUGACAUCGUUUCUGGCAUCAGCACCGGACUGGUGGCUGUACUGCAAGGGUUAGCAUUUGCUCUGCUGGUCAACAUCCCUCCAGCCUACGGGUUGUAUGCGGCGUUUUUCCCAGUCAUAACCUACUUUUUCUUGGGCACUUCAAGACACAUAUCUGUGGGUCCCUUUCCAGUUCUGAGUAUGAUGGUGGGAGUUGUAGUUACAAGAGUGGCCUCAGGAGGCAAUAGUGCUCCAGAAUUGUCCUCAAGCUCGACUGAAAACGAUUCAUUGAUAGAGGAGAGGGUAAUGGUGGCUGCAUCAGUGACUGUUCUUUCUGGAAUCAUUCAGCUGCUCUUGGGGGUUCUGCAGAUAGGCUUUGUGGUGAUAUACCUAUCUGAGUCCCUAAUCAGCGGCUUCACCACUGCUGCUGCCAUUCAUGUCUUGGUUUCUCAACUGAAAUUCAUGCUGCAGCUGACUGUCCCUGCACACAGUGACCCGUUCUCUAUUUUCAAAGUCUUGGAGUCGGUCUUCACACAAAUUGAGAAGACUAACAUCGCAGACCUCGUGACAUCUGUGAUUAUUCUAGUGGUUGUAUUUAUUGUUAAAGAAAUCAACCAGCGCUUCAAAAGCAAGCUUCCUGUGCCUAUCCCCAUCGAACUCAUUAUGACUGUGAUUGCAACAGGCAUAUCAUACGGCUGUAAUUUUGAACAGAGGUUUGGCGUGGCUGUGGUUGGGAACAUGAGUCUAGGAUUUCAGCCCCCUAUUACACCCAGUGUGCAAGUUUUUCAAGACACCAUAGGAGACAGCUUUGGAAUUGCGAUUGUCGGCUUUGCAGUGGCCUUUUCAGUUGCUAGUGUCUAUUCCCUCAAAUAUGAUUAUCCGAUAGAUGGCAAUCAGGAGUUGAUCGCCUUGGGAGUGAGCAACAUAUUCACUGGAGCAUUCAAAGGAUUUGCAGGGAGCACAGCCCUUUCCAGAUCAGGGGUUCAGGAGAGCACAGGAGGCAAGACACAGAUUGCAGGGCUCCUCUCAGCUGUCAUCGUGCUCAUUGUCAUUGUUGCCAUCGGAUUUCUUCUGCAGCCACUACAGAAGUCUGUCCUGGCUGCUUUGGCUCUUGGAAACUUGAAGGGAAUGCUGAUGCAGUUUGCUGAAAUAGGCAGAUUGUGGAAAAAGGACAAAUAUGAUUGUCUAAUUUGGAUCAUGACCUUCAUCUUUGCCAUCGUCCUGGGACUUGGAUUAGGCCUGGCAGCAAGUGUGGCAUUUCAGCUCCUAACUAUUGUGUUCAGGACCCAAUUUCCAAAAUGCAGCACACUGGCUAAUGUUGGAAGGAGCAACAUCUACAAGAAUAAAAAAGAUUAUGCUGACAUGUAUGAGCCAGAAGGAGUGAAAAUUUUCAGAUGUCCAUCUCCAAUCUACUUUGCAAACAUUGGUUUCUUUAAGCAGAAACUUAUUGAUGCUGUUGGUUUUAGUCCACUUCGAAUUCUACGCAAGCGCAAUAAAGCUUUGAAGAAACUCCGAAAACUGCAGAAGCGAGGCCUGAUACAAGUGACACCUAAAGGGUUCAUAUGCACCUCGGACGGCUUUAAAGACUCCGAUGAGGAGCUGGACAACAACCAGAUAGCAGAGCUGGACCAGCCCAUCAACACCACAGACCUGCCCUUCGAGCUAGACUGGAACGCCGAUCUCCCUGUAAACAUCACCGUCCCGAAAGUCAGCCUCCACAGCCUCGUCCUUGACUUCUCAGCCGUGUCCUUCCUCGAUGUCUCCUCAAUGAGGGGUCUCAAGACGAUUUUGCAAGAAUUUAUUAGGAUCAAGGUAGAUGUGUAUAUUGUGGGAACUGAUGAUGAGUUCAUUGACAAACUUGCUCGGUGUGAAUUUUUUGAUGAUGAAGUCACAGACUCAAUAUUUUUCUUAACAAUCCAUGAUGCUGUUUUACAUAUUUUGAUGAAGAAGGACUACAGCACUUCGAAGUUUAAUUCCAGCCAGGAAAAAGAAAUGAAAUUUGACUUUACCAUAAAUACAAAUGGAGGAUUACGUAAUCGAGAAAGUCAGGUACCAAUGGAAACGAAAUUCUAAUCAAGAUAUAAUUCAGGAGGGUUCUCAUCUGUCAUAUCAACAACUUUAUACCUAGAAAGUUAUUGCCAGUUCAUACAUUGUAUGAAUGAUAUUUUUAUUUGACAGAGUUAUGUUUCAAACUUUGGAACGAGAUUGUUCUACAUGGUAUAUUUUUCACAUAUCUAGUAUGAAAUUAUGUACAUAUUCCUAACUUUCUGCCUUGUAGACGUAUCAAAGGUGGAAAAGUAUUUUGUUUAUAUGUAUUUUUGUAGCACUGACAGAUUCCUAUCCAAGUCAUUAUCUUCAUGCACAAUGUUUUGUGGUGUAUUUACAGCACCACUUUGACUCUAAUUUAUACGGGGCAUGCGAAUACAUCUCUGUUUUAACAAUUAGCUGUGCAGGUGUGUGCUGUUCUACUACAUUUGUUGGUUUUCUGAACCAUGAUUGUUGUGGCUCCCUUCUUGAGUGCUGUGGCAACGCUGCUAUGAGAAUCUUUUAACAGAACUUUGUAAUAGGACCUUUUGACCAGAUUUUUAGUAUUACCACUCCACUUUUUAAGGCUUCUAAGCUAUCUAGAUACAGACACUCCUCCCAAUGUGAUAUCUGAAAGUAAUACGUAAGUGACUUUAGAGGCAUUCCUUACUUCCCUCCCUUCUAUGAAAACCACAUAAGAUAACGGGGCUAUAAAAUGACAAAGCAGGACGGUAAGAGGAAAGAUGUGAACAGAUAAUCAUUACUUCCUGGUCUCACUGGGAGAGAAGCCAAUCGGAAAAGGCAUGUUUUGUUGGUAACUCACAGUGCAGGAGGUGUUGUUGACUUUUUGCUGGAGAGUGAGAUCCAGCACCCUUGAGUUGCUCACUGGCCUUGUUCCUGUGGCAAACGUGCACAUACUCAUGUGACACUUGGAAAUUAAAACAGCGGCAGCAGCGGCACACAACUCAGUAUCCUCAAGUAAGCACCAGGUUACUCUGAAAGGGAAAGCCAAUCCCACUGUCUAGACUAGCCUCUGCACACUUGCUGUCAAAAUACACCUCAAGGUGCACAAAGAGCUUUUCCUUCAUAGGGGCCAAAGAGUCAAACCCAUAUUGCAGUUGUUAUCUGAGGCAAUGGCACUCCCUACAAUCUUGCCAAGGAAAUCUUAGAGAGCGGGCACAACUUCCUAGUGCCCUUAUCACAACACAGCUAACCCUAACAUCUCAACAGGCUGAGUUCAUUCUCAAUUGCUCUAAGGCAGUGGUGUUUUGAGGAAUGGGAAUUUGUGGACCUCUACCUUAACUUGUCUGCUUCAUAGCCAAAACUGAAGCUAGUACAGAAAUCCAACCCCUGAUCAGAGAGAGGAUAAAGUACUGUGUUGGUAGAGAUAAAAAUAAAACUUUGAGAAAUCAGAGCAACAUUGAAAAGGAAACUAAAGAGCUGGCGGCAGAAGCAUUGUUCAAAUUGAGGAAUCAGCUGAAGCCAAUACCUGCCACAAUUACCUCGUAAUUUAGCUCUGAUAAGUGUUGCUGCCCGACAGAGUUGCACCUUUUGAUCUGGAGCCUGACUCUACAGUGCCUGAACAGAGAAAGGGAGAAGUCCUUUUUUUUUUUUUAAAGCAUCUCCAUGGAUCCCAUUUUUCAUCUUUUUUCCUCUGUGAAUGAUGACUCUAUUCUUCAAGCUCCAAAGGAAAAACAAAACAAAAUCUGAGGAAACCCUGACCAGAACGUACACAACACACUCCAAAUAGCCCUCAUAUAGUGAAGAUUCUUGGGGCCGGCCGGGGUGGAGCUCGGUCUGCUGUUUACUUCCGGGUUUGAGAUGCGCUCCUGAAUCCUAGGCUAGCCUGGAAGAUGCUGCUGAGGUUUCCUGGUUCUCUUCAACCUCCCAAGCCCGGGACUACAGGAGUACACCACAUUCCCCUCCACCAGGUCUGCUUCGCAUUUUAGGAAAGCCAACCAAACCAAGAUUCAAAGAGGACAGGCGAUACGGCUACAGAAAUUGUCAGGCUAUUCUUUGUAGUCUACACUGAACAGCUUCUAGUUUAGGUUCUAGGAAACAAACUCCCAAAAGAAGUUACAAUGUCUAAAAACUGAUUACAGGUAGGACUUAACUCAGAAAUAGUAUAGGUACAUGCUGGUUCUUCUGAAGUUAAUCUAACAUUGUACAAUUAAACAACCUACAAGGCUGUUA
Mesocricetus auratus (golden hamster) is the source of this 4598-nucleotide messenger RNA. It is a transcript of the gene Slc26a3, whose product is annotated as solute carrier family 26 member 3. Gene Ontology annotation, cellular component: membrane. Gene Ontology annotation, molecular function: bicarbonate transmembrane transporter activity; secondary active sulfate transmembrane transporter activity; oxalate transmembrane transporter activity. Lineage: Eukaryota; Metazoa; Chordata; Mammalia; Rodentia; Cricetidae. Gene Ontology annotation, biological process: transmembrane transport. Bases 180 to 2453 code for a protein of 757 amino acids. The record is from RefSeq and is a predicted model, not a curated record. The transcript is spliced from 21 exons.